Molecule: messenger RNA, 2818 nt
Organism: Oppiella nova
Lineage: Eukaryota; Metazoa; Arthropoda; Arachnida; Sarcoptiformes; Oppiidae
Source: the annotation of a GenBank genome assembly
GAAGAAGAAGAAGAGGAAGAUAACAAUUCUGUGGCCGAGAAUAAUGUCGAUAAAAAUAAUUCAAAGAAGCAAAAGAAAGUGAGUGUCGAUAACAUUGGUUCUGAUAAUCCGUCUUCACUGCAAAGUGACUCUCAAUGGAUGUCUCCGUUCUUUGCGUCAGUAUUAGCCGGUUCUCUGAUACUCAACAAUGAGACAAACGGCGUGUCCAACAGUGGAACUACAGCUUCACAACUGCCCCUCUCGUUUCCAUUUGGAUUAGAUUUGGCCAAUAAUUCAAGUGCGGGUUUGGGCGGUUCGGCACUUAAAGGCAGUCAAUCGGAUAAGACGUGGUUCAGUGUUUUGCCGCGAAUGCCUUGUGAUGAAAGUGUCUGCCAGUCCUCACAAUCAGAUUUAUCUCAUUCUAACAAAAGUCAUAAUUCACUCAAACCGUCGAUUAAAUCGAUUGACACAAACAGUUUGACUCAACAGCAAAAGCUAUUACAACAGUCGCCUCUUUCAUCACUGAUGAAUGGUUUGCCAUCCAAUCUGUUUAUGCAGGCCUUCCUCUACCCUCAUAUACUGAGCUCAUUGUUUAAUCAGCACUCGUUAGGAGGGGGUCCCUGUCCUCCCGAUACCUCUCCAUUUUCAUUCGGUUCGGCGCUCAAUAAGAAUACAUCAAAUGUAUCCCAAAGUGCAGAAUCAACUAAUAGUGAUCCACAAGAAUCUACAAAACCCAUGAUAAGCACAACAAAUAGUGAUGUCUUAGUUGACAACGAACUCGACAUUUGUCCGCCACUUCAGAAACGAAUUGCUCAACAGAGGGAACAACAGUACGAAAGACCACAAAAGAUUGGCAGAGAGUAUCAGUUCGGGUGGUGGAGGAUCACCGACUCGUCUCAACUCAAGAUUAUGCUCGAAGUCCUACACAACAGAGGAGUCCGUGAGAGACAACUACACAAACACUUAACCAAAUAUCUUAACUAUGCGUCACAAUCGUGUAAAUCAAAUGUCGCCGAACUCGAGAUCACAGAUAUGGACCGAAAGAUCGCUGAAAUGUGUGCGUUUGGGGCCCCGAAGGAUGGCAAAUGUCCGCACGAUUUGUGCGCCACAAGUGAGUGGUGUAGAGAAGUGGCGCUUCGUUUCGAUAUAUCAGUUGUGGAACAAAUCGAAGCCCUCGAGGAAAAGAUCGCCACUUCUAGUAUGCAAAUCAGGAACUGGAAGCCAAUGCCCAGAAUCUCGUGCAAUGAAAACAUGAAAUUCAGAGAUGCGGCCGCUUUUGUCACAUCCACUCCUUCCGAUUCAUCUGAUUUGCAAACCAACGACACAGACGAAGACAAUGAGAACUCUAGCGAUAAGAAUAGCGAAGAAAACGAAUCUCAGAAAGAAUGCCAAACAUCUGAGGAAUCAAACGCUGAAUCGGAUGAAAUAAAUCCCGUGAAUGUAGGGCGCGAUCGACUCCUCGGACUCGAGGCUGUGAUAGAGAGACGUUAUCUCAAACCUCCGUUAGGUUUCAAAAGUAACACAAUUUUGGUUUCAACGAACAGUUCAGAUGUGGGACCGAUGGAUGACUACAACGAUAACGUGGCCGAUGAGAACGCCACGAGUGGUCUCCUUCGGUGGAGGGAUGCAGUGAGAGAGUGCCGGUGCAGCGCCGAGAUUGCUCUCUGUCUCCACUUUCUUGAGACGUGUAUCGCUUGGGAUAAGUCUAUUAUGCGAGCCAGCUGUCAGUUUUGUGGUUCGGGUGAAAAUGAAGCGCAACUACUUUUGUGUGACGGUUGCGAUAAGGGUUAUCACAUGUAUUGCUUCAAACCUAAAAUGGAAAGCAUUCCCGAAGGCGACUGGUUUUGCUUUGAAUGUCAGAACAAAAACACUAUCGAUAAAGUUUGUGUGGUUUGUGGUAAGAAAGGAAAACUAUUGAACUGCGAUUCCUGUGCGAAAGUAUUUCAUCCCAACUGUUUGGAUCCUCCCAUCACUAAGCCACUAAAAGGCAAAUGGAUUUGUCAUAUGUGUGGACGAAAACCAAAGAAACCAAUUCCUCAAAAAUCAUCGAAAAAAUCCCAGAAUUAUACUUCUGAAGAGAAACUCAUUGAAUCCAUAAAUAAUACAUCGAAUGCCGUGAAUACCAGUUCCACAAUCAGUGCACCGAAAGAGAGCUCUAAACGGUUGUCGAACGGAACCAAUAAAUCGGAAAAAGAGACCAAAAAAGAAAAGAAAACGAAACAAUCGGACAAAAGUUCAGAAUUGAAUUCUUGUAAAAUAAUUUUAGACGCUAUGGAAGGUCACGAACAUUGCUGGCCUUUCCUGCUUCCGGUCAACACAAAGCAGUUCCCGACAUAUAAGAAGAUUAUUAAGAAACCAAUGGACACGACAACAAUCAGAUCCAAAUUGGAUGCUUCGAGUUAUAAAAACAAAGAGGACUUUUCACAGGACGUGCGCCUAAUAUUCGACAAUUGUGUCACUUUUAACGAAGACGAGUCACCGGUAGGACAGGCCGGACACAACUUAAGGGCUUUCUUCGAGACUCAAUGGAAAGAAUUGUUUGGAAGUUGAGAAUGGAUUUAGUUAUCAAUUGUUUUAAAUACUGGUUUUAUAGUUGACUGCAUUUUUAGGUACUUUUUCAGGCCUAUCCCUAAUUCUGUAAUUUGUAUUAUCGAAAGGACAACAGUAGCCCUCCCCCUCCCUAUUCCCCAAUUAACUCCGUCAACAUUAACAUAAUAUUCAUUAUUGUAUUAUAUAUUAUAAGUUUAUUUAAUGCAAUCGAAUACAAGUGUAUUAAUUAGUAUUUUUGUAAAUUCUCUUCCAAAUUGCAAUCAUUUUAUAUAUCCGACCAAAUCAUGUG